AUGCCUGUGAGGAGAGUUGCUAGGGAGGUCCGGACCUGUAGCCGGUGUCGGCUACUCAAACUGCGGUGCGACAGAUUGAAACCGUCUUGUCAGCGAUGCACCAGAGCAAAUGUCACCUGUUCGCUUGGUGCUUGUUCACCUACGGAUGAGCCUAGCACUGGAUUGUUAGAUUUGGCAACCGAGGCACUCCCUCGGUCUGAUGCAGAGGCCUCACUCCCGUCUAUUCCGGAGUCCGGCGUUGUCAAACAGAGGCAGCGAGCCCAACUGUCUUGCAUACGAUGCCAUAGACUCAAAGUCAGGUGUGAUAGAGACCUGCCCUGUUCACGAUGUCGAAUGUCUGGCUGGGGUAAAUUUUGCGAAUACCGCUAUAGAGUGGAAACGGCCAGUCCAUCUUUGGAUGCAGACGCACCAAAAAUAGGACCAGACCUCGAUGGUCGUAUCAAGUCGUGGCAUGCACAGCGUCGUGGUGCCACUCACUGGGGUGGGCUUUUAUCUGCACUCAAGUUGCAGGCUGGGCGUGUUGAUCUUCCAGUCCGCCGUAUGAUCUCAGACUUGAUUCACCAACAGAAUGCUAACAUUUCUGACGAAUUUGUGCUACCUGAAAACUUUCCAUUCAACAGUCCGGCAGCCGCCAAUUUUGCAUCCUUGGAUAGUGUUCAUGAUCUACUCCAACAACAUCGACCAAAAUACCAAUUUUAUAUGAAUGGCUACCUCGCCCUCUACCAACCAAGCUUUCCCAUCAUUGACACUGCUAUGUUUUCGUCAUUAGCCGAGAAAUUCUGGAAUGACCCCAGGUCAACAGAUGUGGCCUGGUUAGCCAGCUUUUUGAUGGUAUUAGCACUGGGGUGUUUUGCCGUGACGAGGGAUCAACACGCAACCAUGGAUCUCUGCAUGGCCGCCGAAGCUUGUCUUAGCAAGACGCCUUUUAUGGUCCAACCCGAUAUAUCAGCUGUGAGAACUCUGUGCCUUAUGGUUCUUGCUAAGCAAACUCUUAAUGCGACAUGUCGCACUUUUGAUUCCUGUUGGACGUUACUCGGCACUGUCAUCCGUGCGGCUACUGCGAUAGACUUGCACAAACAGCGUAUGCCACAUCAUGGAUAUGAAGAUAUUGGUGUUUGGCAAUUUGAGCAGACAAUGUGGUCCACGGUCGUCUAUUUCUGCGUACAAGUCGCUAUGGUUACAGGGAAACCAUUGAUUGUAUCAGCUGAUAUGUUCGCCGAACGUAUACCGCUGUCCAUCUCUCAAACAAAUGACCCAUGGGUAAUGCUUAUUGAUGUAUACCCGACACUAUGCCACAUAAUCUCCAGAAUUACCAGCAACACUGACAAGCCGUUGUACGACGAAGUUGUCAAGUAUAAUGACCAUGUACGCCGGCUCAUGGAUACCUUAUUAGGCAAGAUGUAUGGCAAGCCGAGGCUUUAUAUUACGCUGGAUAUAUUUUUCCGCCGUAUCCUCCUUGUGCUCCACCGCUCUCACGCUUUACAUGCUGUCGCUCCGUCAGAGUACCCAGUUUCGUAUUGGUCCUCGUUGGAAUGCAGUCUAGCUAUCCUCGUGCAUUAUCGAGAUCUCGAAGACCAAAAGGAGCUAGACAACACGGACCUGCUUAGUCGUCUCUUCAAGAGCGACAUUUUUGCAUCAAUGCUGACUGUGUGUUUGUAUCUCCUUCGCCAAGAGGCGCCCCUCUCUGCAGGGUCUACAAUCCCACCACGUCGGAUAAUAUUGAACACGUUGCAAGCGUGCAUGGUAAUUUGGGAGAAAGAAGUACAUCAUUCUACCUGUUUCAAAAUAGGUCUUAUGUUAUUAGAUUCGGUGUUGAAGUUCCUACCGGAUUUGUAAUCUUCAGCAACGAAAUAAGCAUUCUAUGUAAAUCUUCUCUUUAUUUUACAAUUUCCUCUCAAUAUUUAUAUAUUACAA
This is a messenger RNA of Trichoderma asperellum CBS 433.97, 1914 nucleotides long. NCBI's taxonomy places the organism in Eukaryota, Fungi, Ascomycota, Sordariomycetes, Hypocreales, Hypocreaceae. The record is from RefSeq and is a predicted model, not a curated record.